This is a messenger RNA of Seriola dumerili (greater amberjack), 1715 nucleotides long. RefSeq names its product cathepsin A (gene ctsa). Gene Ontology annotation, biological process: proteolysis. The coding region runs from base 120 to 1538 and encodes 472 amino acids. The transcript is spliced from 14 exons. Lineage: Eukaryota; Metazoa; Chordata; Actinopteri; Carangiformes; Carangidae. The record is from RefSeq and is a predicted model, not a curated record. Gene Ontology annotation, molecular function: serine-type carboxypeptidase activity.
GGUCAUGUGACCGUGUACUGUCAUAUGACCGCUGUGAGUCUUCAGUAUCUGCAGCUGCAGUCACAACGUUGCCUGUGGAAAGAAGAAACCAGGUGCGGACAGACGCCUCUAGAUUUCAGAUGGACGUGUUGUUGCUGUUUUACUUCCUGUCCUCUCUGCUGUGCGGUGACGCAGCUCGAGAUGCAGAUGAGGUGACUUACCUGCCCGGUCUGCAGAAACAGCCGAGCUUCAGACAUUACUCUGGAUACCUGAGUGUUGCUGACGGGAAACACCUGCACUACUGGUUCCUGGAGUCUCAGAACAACCCGUCCUCUGACCCCGUGGUGUUGUGGUUGAAUGGCGGCCCGGGAUGCAGCUCUUUGGACGGACUGCUGACUGAACACGGACCCUUCCUGAUCCAAGAUGAUGGAGUGACACUGCAGUACAACCCGUACUCCUGGAACAAGAUUGCCAACAUGUUGUACCUGGAGUCUCCAGCAGGAGUUGGCUUCUCAUACUCUGACGAUCAGAAAUAUGUCACCAACGACACGGAGGUGUCGAUGAACAACUACCUGGCUCUGAAGGAGUUCUUCAGUCUGUUUCCAGAGUACAGCAAGAACGAACUUUUCCUCACCGGAGAGAGUUACGGAGGAAUCUACAUCCCGACGCUGGCCGAGAGGGUGAUGGAGGACCCCAGCCUCAACCUGCAGGGCAUUGCCGUGGGAAACGGUAUGUCGAGUUAUGAGAUGAACGAUAACUCUCUGGUGUACUUUGCGUACUACCACGGCCUGCUGGGAAGUCGACUGUGGAGCAAUCUGCAGACGUUCUGCUGCAAAAACAAGACAUGCAACUUCUUCAACACCCAGGAACCGAACUGUAGCACCAGCGUGGGGGAGGUUCAGGACAUCGUCUACAGUUCAGGACUGAACAUGUACAACCUGUACGCUUCCUGUCCAGGCGGAGUCGGCCAGAGAGUCAGUGUUAACCAAGGCGAGCUGGUGAUCAGGGAUCUGGGGAACUCGUUCAUCAACCAUCCGUGGACUAAGCUUUGGAAUCAGAAGUUACGAAAUCUGGCGAAUGUCCACCUGUCUGUCCGUCUGGACCCCCCCUGUACCAACUCCACCCCCUCCAACCUCUUCCUGAACAACCCAUAUGUCAAAGCCGCCAUUCACAUCAGUCCCAAAGCCCUGGAUUGGGUCAUCUGCAGUUCUGAGGUGAAUCUGAACUAUGGUCGUCUCUACAUGGACGUCAAGAAACAGUACCUGAAGCUGCUCUCUGCUCUGAAGUACCGUGUCCUGGUGUAUAACGGAGACGUGGACAUGGCCUGUAACUUCAUGGGGGACGAGUGGUUCGUGGAAUCUCUGCAUCAGCAGGUGGAGGUCCAGAGGCGUCCAUGGCUCUACGAUGAUAAAGAUGGUCGGCAAGUUGGAGGCUUCGUCAAAGAGUUUGACAACAUCGCCUUCCUCACCAUCAAGGGUUCUGGUCACAUGGUUCCAUCAGAUAAACCAAUUGCUGCCUACGCCAUGUUCACCAGAUUCAUCAAGAAACAACCCUACUGACCUCUGACCUCUGCGGGUCACCGCUCCCUCUUUCUCUUUGUUCUGUUUGAACUUCUCAGACAGCAAUAAUUUUUAUUUGAUUUUUUUUUUUUUUUUUUCUUUUUCUCACUGCCAGCCAAUCGGUACAGCGCUCCUGUGUUGCCCGGCAACAAGAUUAUUGCUUUAGGAAAUUUAAAA